This is a messenger RNA of Spea bombifrons (plains spadefoot toad), 2931 nucleotides long. RefSeq lists its product as uncharacterized. Gene Ontology annotation, biological process: biosynthetic process. The record is from RefSeq and is a predicted model, not a curated record. Bases 33 to 2657 code for a protein of 874 amino acids. The transcript is spliced from 24 exons. Gene Ontology annotation, molecular function: L-kynurenine:2-oxoglutarate transaminase activity; pyridoxal phosphate binding. Gene Ontology annotation, cellular component: cytoplasm; mitochondrion. Lineage: Eukaryota; Metazoa; Chordata; Amphibia; Anura; Pelobatidae.
CCAGCUAACACGUAUACUCUAUUGCGCACAAAAUGCAUGCACACAUUUUAGUUCACAUGAAGAACAAAGUUCAGAGUUUGACCUGUCUGCGUGUCUCCGCAUGGGGAGGGUGGGGGCUUCGCUCGUCUGCCUGCAGGACAGACGGCUGUCUAUCACAGCUUCAACAAAGAGGAUUCAAAACGAGUCACCCGUCAGUCUGUUCUUCUUCUACCCCUGUACAGGACAAGAUGUCAAAGCGGGUCCAUGCCCGGAGGUUGGAAGGGGUAGACGAAAAUAUCUGGGUAGAGUUUGUCAGCCUUGCCGAGGAGUAUAAGACGGUGAACUUGGGACAGGGGUUCCCGGAUUUCUCUCCUCCGCAAUUUGCAAAGGAAGCUUUUGCUAAUGCCAUUACUGCUGAGCACUCCCCGCUGAACCAGUACACCCGAGCAUUUGGACACCCUCCUCUGGUGAAGGUCCUUGCCCGUCUGUUUGGGCAGCUGCUUGGCCAGGAUUUAGAUCCCAUUUCUAAUGUCCUGGUGUCCGUGGGUGCCUAUGGGGCAUUAUUCUGUACGUUCCAGGCCCUGGUGGAUGAAGGAGAUGAGGUUAUUAUCAUUGAACCAUUCUUUGACUGCUAUGAACCAAUGGUAAAAAUGGCUGGUGGAAAAUGUGUAUUCAUCCCUCUUAGGCCGGAGACGACUGACGCAGAGAAACCCCUUAGCAGUUCAAACUGGCGGCUGGAUCCCGAUGAGCUUGCAUCAAAGAUCAACCAACGUACCAAGGCUCUCGUGAUAAACACUCCUAACAACCCUCUGGGGAAGGUUUUCAGCAAGGAGGAGUUGGAGAGAAUUGCAGACAUUUGCGUGAAAUACGAUAUAUUAUGCUUCAGCGACGAGGUGUACGAAUGGUUGGUGUAUGAUGAUAAGCAACAUGUACGGAUCGCCAGUCUUCCCGGGAUGUGGGAACGCACCAUUACCAUUGGAAGUGCGGGCAAGACAUUCAGCGCCACUGGUUGGAAGGUUGGCUGGGCCUUGGGGCCUGAUCAUCUACUGAAGCAUUUGAGGACAGUCCAUCAGAACUCGGUGUAUCACUGUGCCACUGGAGCUCAGGAGGCCGUGGCUCAGGGUUUUCAGAGGGAAGUAGAGAGGCUGGGAAAACCUGACUGUUACUUCGUACAACUGCGGAACCAACUGCAGAAAAAGCGGGACCGUCUGCGCCGGAGCCUGAGCGAGGUGGGAAUGACGCCCAUAAACCCCGAGGGAUCUUAUUUCAUGGUCGCAGACAUUUCGUGCUUCAAAUCUGUGGUACCGCCUCCCGCAGAUCCCAACGUACCUUACGAUCACCACUUUGUAAAAUGGAUGAUGAAGAAUAAGAAAUUGGCAGCCAUACCAAUGUCCGCGUUCUUUAGUGUCCCCCAAAAGAAGAACUUUGAGAAUUUCAUCAGGUUUUGCUUCGUAAAGGAGGACGCUACUCUAGACGCAGCAGAGAAGAUCCUGCAGAAGUGGAGCGAAGAUAUGGGUGGGAUGCGUCCCAAAGCGGAGGUGCUGCAUGCACCACGUGUUUUAAACAUGGCGGAAAAGAGAGCUAGGCUGCAGCUGGACACAGACAAGAAGAUUGACUGGAGGAAACAGAAAGAGCAAAGAAAAGAACAAAGAAAAAAAUGGAGAGAGGAAAAGUUGCUAAAACAGUUGGAGAAAGCCCAGCAACAGCAAGAGAUGGAGAGACGGGAAAAGGAAAUGCGGAAGCCUGUGAAUGGACGCCGGCACACACUGAGCGUUGCUCUUCCUGGUUCCAUUAUGGAUAAUGCUCAGUCGCCAGAGUUGAGGACCUACCUGGCCGGACAGAUUGCGAGAGCUUGUGCCAUCUACUGUGUAGAUGAGAUUGUGAUAUUUGACGAGACCGGAGAAGGAUCAAAAAGUGUGGAAGGGAGCUUUGAAGGUGUUGGGAAGAAAGGACAAGGCUGUGUGCAAAUGGCAAGAAUACUGCAGUACCUAGAAUGUCCUCAAUACCUGAGAAAAUCAUUUUUCCCCAAGCAUCCUGACUUGCAGUUUGCCGGGCUCCUGAACCCACUGGACAGCCCUCAUCAUUUGAGGAUAGAUGAGGAGUCAGAGUAUCGGGAAGGGGUCGUGCUGGACAGACCGACCAAGCCUGAAAAGGGCUCUUUUGUUAACUGUGGCCUGCGCAAGGAGGUGCAGAUAGACAAACAGCUCCAGGCUGGGAUCAGAGUCACCGUGCAUCUACACCCCGAAAAAGAAGACAAAAGAGUAAGGAAAGGAAUUGUUGUCUCCCCGCAAACGCCAAGUACGGAGGGUGGUCUGUAUUGGGGGUACAGAGUGAGACUCGCAUCUUGUCUAAGUUCGGUUUUCUCUGAAUGCCCCUUUAAGGACGGCUAUGAUCUUUCCAUUGGAACUUCUGAGAGAGGAAGUAGUGUGGAAAGUGCGACUUUACCAGAGUUCAGACACGCACUGGUAGUGUUCGGUGGUCUGCAAGGACUGGAAGCCAGCGUUGAUAGUGACCAAAACUUGGAUGUCACAGAACCCAGUAUCCUGUUCAACCACUAUUUAAACACCUGUCCAGGGCAAGGCAGCCGGACCAUCAGGACAGAGGAAGCUAUUUUGAUUUCUCUGGCUGUACUGAAGCCCAGAAUAGAAGCCGCGGUCCAAAGUACCAAAGGAAGCUGAACAUUGCUGUCGAACCAAUCCCAGGACUCGAAACCUGUUAUGUCAUCGGGUAAUGAUGUCAUUCUGUGGACCAGAAGCUGUUCUAUUGAAGGUCUUCCACUCAUCUUUGCCAAGGACUUUUGUUUGUAAAGAGACAUCUUUCAUUGACUUUUUUCACCUUUUAUAUAACAGAUUUAUCACCAACAAAUGGAUUAAGUCAAUAUAAACCUUAAUCUGUCCAUGUCCCGCUUACUGCAUAAUUCUCGAUAUCCAAAUAAAAGGUAUUUGGGAAAGA